Molecule: messenger RNA, 1221 nt
Organism: Pediculus humanus corporis (human body louse)
Lineage: Eukaryota; Metazoa; Arthropoda; Insecta; Psocodea; Pediculidae
Product: 4-hydroxyphenylpyruvate dioxygenase, putative
Exons: 9
Coding region: 1-1221 (406 amino acids)
Biological process (GO): L-tyrosine catabolic process
Cellular component (GO): Golgi membrane; endoplasmic reticulum membrane
Molecular function (GO): 4-hydroxyphenylpyruvate dioxygenase activity
Source: RefSeq, a predicted model, not a curated record
AUGUUUUAUCAUUUUUUAAAAUGUUGUCUUCUUCCCGAACAGACAAUCAUGACCACGUACAAGGAUAAGGGAGUAAAACCUGAAGGUGGUAAAUUUUUAAGCUUCGACCAUAUUACAUUUUGGGUUGGAAAUGCUAAACAAGCAGCAAGUUAUUAUUGCACAAGAUUAGGUUUCGAACCUCUUGCUUACAAAGGGUUGGAAACAGGUUGUAGAAAAUAUGCCACCCAUGUCGUCCGACAGAACAAGAUUAUUUUUGCUUUCGUGUCUGCAUACGAACCUUACGAUAAAGAAUUAAGUGAUCAUCUUGUAAAACACGGUGAUGGCGUCAAAGAUGUGGCAUUUUCCGUCGAAGAUUUGGAUACAAUUGUUAAAGUUGCAAGAGAAAGAGGUGCUAAAAUAUUAAGAGAUAUUUGGGAAGAAAGAGAUGAAUAUGGAAUGGUGAGAUUUGCUGUUGUUCAAACGUAUGGAGAUACGACUCAUACUCUUAUCGAAAGAUCCAAAUACAAAGGAUUAUUUCUUCCAGGUUUUUUCAAACCGAUUCAAAAGGAUAAUUUAUCAUGCAAAUUAGCUCCAGGACUUUUAGAUUUUGUUGAUCACGUUGUUGGAAAUCAACCGGAUUCUGGAAUGGAACCUUCUGCUAACUGGUACGAAAAAAAUCUUAUGUUUCAUAGAUUUUGGUCCGUCGAUGAUACUCAAUUACACACUGAAUAUUCAGCAUUGAGAUCAAUUGUUGUGACUAACUGGGAAGAAACGAUCAAGAUGCCAUUAAACGAACCGGCAAAUGGGAAAAAAAAAUCACAAAUACAAGAAUAUGUCGAUUACUACGGUGGAGCUGGAGUCCAGCAUAUAGCUCUGAACACACACGAUAUAAUAUCAGCAAUAAGAAAUUUAAAAAGUCGCGGAAUGGAAUUUUUGGAAGCACCUGAUACUUACUACGAAACACUCAGACAACGUUUAAAAGAAGACAAUAUUAAAAUAAAAGAAGAUUUAAAUACUUUACAGGAAUUGAAAAUAUUAAUCGAUUAUGAUGAAAAUGGGUACCUCCUACAAAUUUUCACGAAAAAUAUGCAAGAUCGUCCGACAUUAUUUUUGGAAGUUAUUCAACUAACAACAAUCCCAUGUGGUCUAGUGGCUAGGAUAGCUGGCUUUCACCCAGCAGGCCCGGGUUCGAUUCCCGGCAUGGGAAAUUUUUUUUUCUCAUUUAAAUCGUAUUGUACAUGA